AUGAAGCACAUGAAGCCGCCCUUCAUGAAGCACCGGAAAGCAGCCGAAUUACAAACCGGACAAUUACCCCUACUAUGGGACCAAAUUCCGAGAUUAACUGAAACGGAAACAUCGCCAUUUACACAGUUCAUAAUGUGGUCAUGGAGUGGAUCCAGAUAUUCUGGUUUGGUAUGCAUGGCGUUAUCGUCUUCUGUCUACUGUAUCAUGACAAUUCUUUCUAAUGUGUUCUCUGAAUGGGUUCUACCCUUUGAUGCCUUGAACAACACUCCUUGUUUGUUGCCUUCAUGGAUAUCACAAGCAUCUACUCGCCAAGGCAGGGCGUGUGCAACCAGGGGAACUCCUUUAAAUUCUCUUUGUUUGCAAAAAAAGUUUGGAAGUUGGAAGUAUCGGAGAGUUUUUAUCAGCUGCUUUGCAGCCUCCAGAGCCAUUAGCUGUAAAUAUAUGGCAAUACUUCCAUUGGAUCCGAAAUUAGGGAAAAUGCUGAUAAUGGGUGCUUUUUUUCGUUGCUUUGAUCCUAUUCUUACAAUUGUUGCUGGAAUUAGUGUCAAGGAUCUUUUUCUUUUGCCUCAAGAGAAGAAAGACGUGAGUAAUCCAGCUACUUUCACACAAGGGCAUUUUGGUCUUUUCCUGAUAUCUUUUGAUGGAAAGAAGUUGAAAGAGAAGGAUCUGCUUAUGAAUAUUGCUGGAGGAAUUUCCUUUCUGCUCAAACACUUCAAGCUAUACAUUCUUUAA
Lactuca virosa is the source of this 732-nucleotide messenger RNA. The record is from the annotation of a GenBank genome assembly. Lineage: Eukaryota; Viridiplantae; Streptophyta; Magnoliopsida; Asterales; Asteraceae.